CCCAAUAAAAAUGAUAAAAUUCGCAGUUUCUUUAAUAAAAAAAGGACAAGAAAUAAUAAAUUUAAAUUGUAAAUAAACACGCAUGCGCAAUCAAUAAAUAACGACUUUCGGUCAAUUCAUCAUUCGAAUAUUUGCACAUCCCGGCAAUAUUGUUUCGGUUUAUUGUUGGACUAAGGAAUGAAUGAUAAUAAGCUGGAUGGUCUUCAUCUGUCUGAGACAACUUUAUGUCUGAGUAAGUCGUUGUUAGACAUUGAUGGUUAUAACUUAUCAGUACAAAUCAUGUAUUAUCCGUACGAAUACUUGUGGUAUCGCGAUUUGAGACGCUGGACAUAUGCUGAGGAUGAACGCUUGAUCUAUCUACGUACUCGUCAUUACGAUUUACGUUUUAAUACAGCCUGGCGAUACGUGAAGUUAUAUAAUCUUGAUUGGUGGCAAGAUAUUGCCAACGACGCAGUGUUUCGACGUCGAAACAAAGAUGCUGACGACUGUUACGACAGGUUUUGCGACUUGGUAGAUAAAUUCAUGGAAAUUCGCUUGAUGGACCGAAAAGAGAGACCCUACUGGGAGCAUUAUAAAAUGCUUCGUUGGUUUUAUCAUGACUGUCGUAAUAAGUUCCCUGACAAUUAAGGUUCUUUCUUAUUCCACUUAAGCCUCAAAAUAUAUAAUAAUGUCAAUCACAAUGUGUUUAUUAUAGAAAUGAUUGAAUAAAUAAA
This is a messenger RNA of Cotesia glomerata, 713 nucleotides long. RefSeq lists its product as uncharacterized. The transcript is spliced from 4 exons. NCBI's taxonomy places the organism in Eukaryota, Metazoa, Arthropoda, Insecta, Hymenoptera, Braconidae. The record is from RefSeq and is a predicted model, not a curated record. Bases 178 to 627 code for a protein of 149 amino acids.